Xenopus laevis (African clawed frog) is the source of this 1033-nucleotide messenger RNA. RefSeq names its product palmitoyltransferase ZDHHC20-A-like. The transcript has a single exon. The record is from RefSeq and is a predicted model, not a curated record. Bases 44 to 1033 code for a protein of 329 amino acids. Lineage: Eukaryota; Metazoa; Chordata; Amphibia; Anura; Pipidae.
UGCAUUUUUUCUUACUUUCUAUCGUUAUUUCUAUACUAUUAUUAUGUCAAAAGAAGAGAAAGAUACUAAGAUAACAAUUAAUGAAAAAGAAGAAGAGGAAUAUCAGCGUUCCUGCAUGAGGAAGAUCUCCCGGAUCGUGGUUCUACUUUUGAUUGGACUCCUUGCUACCUGCUAUUAUAUAUUUGUGGUGGAGCUGUGCAUAUUCACUGUACAGUUAUUAGAGGCAAAGGUGACUUUCCUGGUGAUUUUCCACCUUUUGUUCCUCCUGUGCGUGUGGUGUUAUCUCCGGACUGUUAUGACGCCUCCCGCUGUCCCUCCUGAAAAAUUCCGCCCAUCGGAGUCUGACAAGCAGCUGUACCUGAGUGAUGAGAGGCCACAAGUGCUGCAGGAGAUCCUCAUUCGUAUGGCUAAAGACUUGCAUAUUAAGAAGGCUGUAAGGUACUGUACCACAUGCCAUGUGAUAAAGCCAGACAGGUGCCACCAUUGCCCAGUGUGUAACGUCUGUAUACUGAAACUGGAUCAUCACUGCGGAUUUCUAAACAACUGUGUGGGAUUCUCCAACUACAAGUUCUUCCUCCUCGCUGUGAUGUAUGGAGUGCUAUUGUGCAUAUUCACUAGCGCAGUGUCGCUUUAUUGCUCCAUACUAUUCUGGACUCAUCAGCUGCCCAACAGCCCAUCCAAAGUCCCUAUCAUUGUGCUGUUCAGCCUGACCACAUUCUUCGCUAUAAUGCUAUUCCGACUUUUCCUUGAUCAUUUCGAACUGGCUCUAAGGAAUAUAACUGAUCGGGAGGACAGUGAUAACACAGAGGAGUUUAAUCCCUAUAACUUGGGCUUCAGCAAGAAUCUGAGAGAAGUGUUUGGCAAUGAAAAGAAAUACUGGUUCCUCCCAAUCUUCAGCAGUUUAGGAGAUGGCUUCUCAUUCCCAAUGGGUGAGGCCACAAUGGACAUAGAGAAAAAUGCUGCUAUUGCUGCCAAACCCCCAAGUGAGUCCAACAGUCAACUACUGGAAGUGAAAACCACCCAGAAAAGUUAG